Molecule: messenger RNA, 615 nt
Organism: Phytophthora infestans T30-4
Lineage: Eukaryota; Oomycota; Peronosporomycetes; Peronosporales; Peronosporaceae
Exons: 3
Coding region: 1-615 (204 amino acids)
Source: RefSeq, a predicted model, not a curated record
AUGAAAGUCUUCGAUGAUAUAGCUAUCCAUUGUCGUUUAGAGCAGUCGUUUGGCUUGAAGAAGCCUGGAACCGCAAUGCGCACCCGCUUCACAAACUUGGUUAAUCAGUACAAGGCAGACCAGUGCCAGUCGAUGCGAAAGUCAGGGACUACUGAGGAAUACGCCGAGCGGGAACAACGAGGUAUAGAACGCUCCGGUGAGCUUUUGCGUAGUCUUGCUAUGGGCGAGAUCGCUUUCGACGAAGAGGAAGAGCUAGAUUUUGCUCUUGACAGUAGUCGUAGUGGAGAGGACAGUGGCGAAGCUACGGACGCAGCAACUUCCGGCCGGAAGAACAAAAUUACUAAACGAGAGCGGCUUGAUGUAGUAUCUAACGGGAUAACUAGUGCUCUUUUGGAAGCAAGCGAGGACGAGAAGGCGAAGUACCAGUACAAGAUGCAGCGCCUUCAGUUUGAACGGGAACAGGAGGACCAAAAGCGAGUUCACGGUGCAGCAGAAGCUGAAAAGCGCCGAGCUCAUGAACUUCAGCUCGAAGACCGCCGUCUUCAGUCUGACGCAGCUCGUGAUAAACGGAUGCAAGAGUUUAUAUUGAAAGUACUCGAACAGCAAAAGCAAUGA